UCUGACUCUUUAUAAAUAAUGUUUCAGAAAGAUCUUCAUUCUUCUUUAUAUGCAGCAGAGAGUUCCCGUACUCUAAUAUUUCUACUGACUGUCCUCUCUAGAAAACUAAACCACUGAACCUGACUGAGGAACCGGCUGGUUUUUCACUGAACCCUGUGAUUGAUCUACGUGUGCUUUCAGUGUCGUCUUCAAUGUGAACCCUGAGAACUCUGAGAGGACAGAUGAGCUGCCUCGGCUUUGAGUGAGCCUGAUCCAGCUAAAAACUACAAGGUUUAGGAGGAGAUGGAGAUGGAGGCAGUGAAGGAGAACAUCUCCUCACACAAAUAUUUCUUCCUGGUUGGCUUUAGUGAACUCGGAGAGCUGAGGCCGUUCCUCUUCAUCCCGUUCUCCGUCAUGUUUGUUGUGUCACUGUUUGCUAACUCCCUGCUGGUGUACGUGAUCGUUUCACAGAGAAGCCUCCACUCGCCGAUGUACAUCCUGAUUGCCAGCAUGGCAUGCAUUGACCUCAGCCUCCCUGUAUUCUUUGUUCCCCACAUGCUGCUGAGCUUCCUGUUUGACUGGAGGGGGAUCUCUUUGGGUGCCUGCCUUGUUCAGAUGUAUUUCGUUCACUUGUUAGGAGCCUUUCAGUCCACUCUGCUGCUGUGGAUGGCUCUGGAUCGUUACUUUGCCAUCUGCACACCACUCUACUAUCAAGAACAAAUGGCUUUUGAAAGAUUUCUUAAAUUUGUGAUCCCACUUUUUAUCAGAAAUAUGUUUGUUGUCUUGGUGGUGGUCAGUCUGGCUGGAAAAUUGCCAUUCUGUCUGAGAAAUGUGAUAAACCACUGCUUCUGUGAGCACAUGGCCUUGGUGGAGUUGGCCUGUGGAAGCACCAUCAUUAACAGCCUGGUGGGGUUGAUCUCAGUGAUCUCUGUCCCUGUGACUGACUUCUUCCUCAUCACUGCCUCUUACACAGUCAUAUUCAGCUCUGUGUUGAGCUCAGGAAAGUCAAGUGCCAAAGCUCUUCACACCUGUGUUACACACAUCGUAGUCAUGACUGUUAGUCUGACCAUCGUACUCACAGCUUUCCUGUCAUAUCGAAUAAGGAACGGCAUCCCUUCAGCCAUUAGGAUUUUCUUCAGCAUUAUGUACCUGUUCUUUCCAAGCUGUUUCAACCCGAUCAUCUACGGCAUCAGAACUACCGAGAUCCGACAGCACAUCCUCAAUACACUGAAAAUCUGA
Oreochromis niloticus (Nile tilapia) is the source of this 1218-nucleotide messenger RNA. Its product is annotated as olfactory receptor 52K1-like. The coding region runs from base 283 to 1218 and encodes 311 amino acids. Gene Ontology annotation, biological process: G protein-coupled receptor signaling pathway. Gene Ontology annotation, cellular component: plasma membrane. The transcript is spliced from 2 exons. Gene Ontology annotation, molecular function: olfactory receptor activity; G protein-coupled receptor activity. The record is from RefSeq and is a predicted model, not a curated record. NCBI's taxonomy places the organism in Eukaryota, Metazoa, Chordata, Actinopteri, Cichliformes, Cichlidae.